Melitaea cinxia (Glanville fritillary) is the source of this 6780-nucleotide messenger RNA. RefSeq lists its product as uncharacterized. Gene Ontology annotation, molecular function: chromatin binding; DNA binding. The transcript has 10 exons. The record is from RefSeq and is a predicted model, not a curated record. Gene Ontology annotation, cellular component: nucleus; chromocenter. The coding region runs from base 1 to 6417 and encodes 2138 amino acids. NCBI's taxonomy places the organism in Eukaryota, Metazoa, Arthropoda, Insecta, Lepidoptera, Nymphalidae.
AUGUCCGGCAAGCCGGCGAGUGUGGCCGCGCCGCGAGCGGGCGUGGCUGGCGCGCCGCGCGUGCUGGUGUACGUGGCGGAGGCGCGCCAGCUAGAGGCGGCCGCGGGCCCCGACCCGCCCGACACGCUCUACCUCCACGACAACGUAUCUCAACAUCUCACUUUGCCCAGAAACACACUCUAUCGCCAGCAAAUCGAACAGAACGACCAAGGGAGCGCACCUGGUACUGUUUACUUCAAGUCCUUCAAUGAUCCUGAAGCCAAAUUAAACAACUUUGAGUCAUCCGAGAACGUCACAGGACAACGGGAUGAAUUUUUUCCUGCUUCGCAGUCAUAUCUGAAAGAUACGUGUAUGAGGGAUGAGGACAGUAAGGUCAACGAUAGACCUAGCAGUGUGGCUGUGAAGGCGGACUGUGACAAUCCUGACUGGACUAACUUAGAUACGUACAAUGUCAGGUUACCUUUACAGAUAGGGGAGCUAAGUGCGUAUCAAGCACGAUGUCCUGUGAGUGCAGAUAAUAUGUCACCUAUGCUACCAGUAGGAGUGCACAAUCAAAACCAGGUCAAUGAUAAUGUGGUGCAAAGUGGUGACAAUGAUGUAAUAAACACAAGUGAACGGGAAGUAAGGAAGAGUUUUGUGAACUACCAGUUGCUAGAACAAAGUGUGUCGCAUCAGUCUAUUGUGAAUCAAAGUAUAAAUAUACUGAAUCAACAAAUUGGUGUGAGUAGAUCAAUAGUUAGUGAGGGAGACGGUAGUGGUCCCCAGUUGGUCCGGACUCCAGAGGGUGUGAUGCUGGCAGUGCUGCCUUCCUCUGUGCUGCCCUCUACCGAGACACCUGAAUUAAGGAAUGUGCAUAGUGAAUUUCCUCAAACUAUAACUGUGCCGCUAGGUUGGAGAAGAAUCAUAAAUGGUUCGUCGGUUCUCUACAUCAGUCCCAGUGGAACAGCGUUGAGUAACCUAACCCAGCUACGGGAGUACCUGCAGACCGCCGGUACAUGUAAGUGCGGCCUGCCCUGCCCUCUGAGACCGGAGACAGCUUUUAGUUUCGAUCCAAAGGUGGUGAGCAAGCCGUAUCAAGUGGCGGCGGGCGCCGAGCUGACCAAGUUGUGCAACCACAAGCGGAAACUCCUUGCGUCGCUGCAGUCACGUGUCCAGUCGCCGGUCACGCCGCCUCCCCAAGCGAUCGACCAGAUAAAAGGUGCUGUGCCAGAAACUAAGAAGAAAAUGAAGAAACGUUCUGGAUACAUGCCCACAAUGAGCGUGUCAAAAAUGAUGGUACAAAGGGAUAGACCCCUCAAUGAGUUCAAGCCCGACGUUGAUCAAAAGCGAACUGCAUCUCCGGGUGCUAUGAAUCGUUCUAAUAUGCAACAUUGUAUGCCAUAUUCACAACAAAACAUGUCAAAUGUAGUACAAGAAGAUGUUAAACAAGAAACUCUUGUACAAAGAAGCUCGCACUACCUCACAGUUAGUAGUGGUUGGAUCACUCAAAAUCCCGAGAACAUUGAGCCAGGACAAAAACAUAGUCCACAAAUAUCGGGCCCUUUAAAUAAUCCUCUCAAUAUGGGUCUUCCAGUUCUUGGCACAAACGGACAAGUCAUAGGUGUCAAUACAGGAUACAAUAAACAUUCUACGAACGUAAAAAAUACAUUGAAUUUAACACCACAUAAUAUAGAGCCGGAACAUAAGGAAGAAGAAAAUGAGCUACAGGCUAAUAAACAGACCUCUAAGGAAGAAGAAUCGCAGAUUUUCUGCGGCUUAAACCAACCACUCACACCAGAGGUUAUGCAAAAGAUAAACGAGCAACAGCAAAUAUUUAUUCAAAGAAAUCAAAAACAGAUUGAAGUCAUGAAGGGAUACAAAACACAGAUAUCAGAAAAUAUAAACCAGAACAAACAAGCACAUAUUCAAAGCCAAUAUGUUCCUCAAGGUCAAUUAGUAAUACAAAACGGAACUGUUGUUAAGACUAAUUCUGCGAAAACACCUCCCUGGCAAGUGAAAAGAAACGAUUCUAAUCCUCCAAAUUCUAUGCCAUGUCCUAGUCCAAAGUUGCAAAAGGCUGAAAACGUAGAUUACGAUGAAACAAAUAUAAGUGCAAUAGAAGAAUCUUCAUCUUCUAAUUCGUUUUCAAAUAACGAGCAAAUAUUAAACCCAAGCAUGUGCUCUCGUGUACCGCCUUUGCCACAACACUAUAAUAUGAUGGGACAACAAUGGCCUGGCAUUGAACUUAACAAAAAAAGAGUAAAGAAUAAUAACAAAACAUCCAAAAAGAAAUCUAUUCCAAAUGAUAAAGCUAUAUUUGGAAAUAAUAAUGGCUUAAGACAAAUGCAAGAUUUGAAAGGAAAAUCCUGUGACGAUAAUACGAGGAAUGCUGUGCCGUCAUUCAUGGAUGAUCCAAACGGUUACUUAGCUCAGCAAACAGUUUUACUGAAUAACACUAUAUCGAGACAGGUUGGAAUAAACAGCCGAUAUGAUGUCAAUCAAUUUGAAAAUUCUGCCAGUAUAUUUAAUGCACCAAAGCAAAGUGACAACAAUUGUAAACCUAGUAAAUCUGGAGAGCCUAUGAAUUCUUUUAGAACUAAUAUUGUACCCAAUUCGUCACCUUCACCUAAUAAUACUCCAGAUAGUAGCUUAGUUCCAGAAAAGACAGCUGACAAUAAUGUUCCACCUUGCUGCAAGGGUUGCAAUGUGUCAUACAAAGGAACAUGUUCAGAUACACCAGAAACGAGAACUAAGUUUAUGAAACAACAUCACGCCAAUGUUUAUGGGAUAGAUUUAGAGAGCGCUGUAGCUACAUCUAGUCCCAAGCACGGAUUCGAUGAUAAUCCUGUAACAUCUUCGACAUACAUAGAACGAAAUCUCAUGAUGAAUGAUAACUGUGGGCCAAUUCAAGCUGGCAUUGUAAGUACCAGUAAUGUGUCUCCAAACGACACGUUACAACCUCCAGAGCUUUCGCCUACUUUAUCUACCAGUUCUCGGAAUACGGAUACACCACACAGCAGUGGCAGUAACUCCCAACUGCAAAAUAAUUGUACAUUCCCCGUCCCGAGCCCAGCUUAUUCCAAUCCGAGCUCGAGUAGGGAUAACUUUAACAGCAAUCCUUCAACACCUAGUAGUAAUCACACAUAUCCAUACAAUUCGCCCGGCCCGUCAAAUAAUCAGGCAAUAUCUGGUAAUCAAGUAAUGCAUUUCAUAUCAAAUCAUAAUGUUAACAAAAAUCUGAUGGAAGUGGAUAACAUAUCAAUGGUGGGUGUUAAACCGGGAUUGAGGAAUCAACACGAAUUAUAUAGAUUAGAAUCUAAAAAGAGAAUAGAAAAUACAAUGCCUGGAUAUUGUCCUCCGCCACAUUUAGGAGGGGGUCCUGCGCAUUCUCUUAUACAAGCCUGCUAUAUACAAACCUUUGUGACUACAAUGGCGAGUGGAUUUUCUGUUACACGAGAUACAGUGACGUCUGUUCUCGCUGGAAAAGCUAAUACUGCAACUACGUCUAUUAAUGCCUCACAAGCAAAUUUUGUUAGACCUCCUCCUCCGCCGAGUGUAAAUUUAGCCACGACUUACGCCAUACCAAACAAUCAACCCGAUCCAUUUAUAAAUUCGGUCAAUUUACCUACAAGCUAUCCGUUACACAUAGCCGGUACAACAGCUCAAAAUAUGAUAACAAAGUCUCCUCUUGAAAUGGUUCAGAAUGUCAUCAGCAGUUUACCAUCAAAACCAGAAACGAGCAACUCGCAAACGACAUCGAUAGUUCAAAGGAGGUCCUGUUCAAAUACACCAGGACAAAUCCUUAUUUCGUCGACUGGGCAAAUAAUUGUAUCAAGCAAUCAAAUGCCGCCACCGCCUCCUAAGAAUACUACGUCAUUAUCUCCAGUAGGAUCAAAUGCUGUAACAAAUGUAACCACGUCAGUGACUCAGGUGGUCCCUGCCGUCGGUGGAGUGCCACCAAUUGUUAAUCAACCUACCGUAGUCGUAAAUACUUUACCAACGCCUUUCGUCAUUCAGCCACCUAUUAUGACAGUGGAAGGUCAAGUUGUCCAGCAAAAUACUGUUCUACCACAACUAGUGACUAGUGGCUUAGUAUCUGGACAGCAAAGCACUGAUACAUCACGACAAAUUGAAGUCAAAAAUGGACAGGGCUUCGUACAAGGCGUAGCAAUGCUUUCACCGGAAAGUCUUAAGAAAAGGAGUAAGAAAAAGAAAAAUCAGACUCCCAAUAUUACUAACGUGUUGCAAAUUACUGCACCCCAACAGAAUCCCAAUAGUCUAAUGGUACAUCACUCUUCUCCGCAACAUAAUUCUAGUCCCCAAUUUUCACCUCGCGGUUUCCAACUGUCGCCUACAAACAACAUAUCACCUACACCGAUGUUACAGGCACUCACAAUCGUGCCCGGUAAAUCCGGUACGCCUGCACAUAUUGUAAUGAACGGACAAGGAAACACAAACAACUUUGGAUCACAACAAAUUAUAGCUAAUACGUCACCAUCACAACAAAUUAAUUUACUGCAGCCCGUGAAUCUAAUAAAUAAUGCAAGCAAUGUUAUGUCGAACUUUCCAGCCUUCCAACAAUUUAUUUUACCGAAUCUCGGUGGAAUGGUCAUGACAGCGGAUGGAACGGCUAUAAUUCAGGAUAACUCUACAGGAAUGCCAAUGCAGCUACAACUGCAGACUGUCAACGGCCAAAACGUCUUGACACCUGUACAAAAUCCUGGACUUUUUACGGCAGGAACUAAUAGUGGCGUAGUUAUCAGAGCUCAAAACCAACAGGGUAAGAUAAUACAAUCUCAACACAGUCCAGGUGCUCAGUUUCUUUCUCCUAACAAUCAAGUAAUGGUCAACAGUCCAAACUUCAACGGUCAAUUAAGUCCAUUACUUGCAAACCUAAGUCCCACGAACGUCACAUUCAAUACGAGCCCACAAAUGAGAUCUGGUAACGUUCAGACUCAAGAAUUUAUUCAGACCAACCAACUAGGUCAGACGCUAAUGGUACCAUUAUCCCCUAAACAAGUUCCCAUAUCCGCGACGAGUAAUAGAACAAACUCCACUUUCGUUCAAAAUACGACAAUAGUUCAACAACAAACGACCUUAGUAUCGAACUCUCAUAACACACAGAUGUCGUCAAUAAAUCUACCGGGGGGUAACUCGAGAUUGAGCAUAGAUCCAAACGUUUUGCUCAGUCAAAAGUCUAUUACUAAUCAGAAGAGGUUCAAUCAGACGAUCGGAGAGAGCAACGUAUUAGAGCUUAAGGAUGAUAAGAAUUCUGGAACGUUCGAUCAUGUAAGACACUCUGUUUCAACUCAAACUCUGGGCCAGAGGGGGGGCAAGUCCCCUAACACCGCGGGAGGGUCCCCUCCCGAUACAACUACUCACAGUCCACUGGGUGCCUUAGAUGCAGCCCCUAGUCCUCGUCUAUACGCUUCGGCCUCACAUUCUAAUUACGCUGACACGACAACUAAAUCGCCAGAACCUGCGGACAUACAUUCCUCGGCGAUGGUGCAGUGUGUGUCAAGUAGCGAGCAAGACAUGGCGGAGUCACACGAUCGAAUAUGGCCCCAAGACUCCGAUUCACAAAAUAUGAUGGCAAAUAUACAAAUGAUGCGUCUUAAUCGUGCUCACAAUCCUGUGGAAUCAAGUGAAAUGCAAUACAAUCAAAAUAUGAAUUCAUCCAACAAUAGCCAACACGUACUACCCAUGACGUCAACUCUUUACGAUCGGCCACAGACCUAUAAAAGAAAAAAUGACUUUGGCGAUGGUUCAACUUACAGAAAUGACAAAAUAAUGAGAACUAAUUAUGGAAUGGUUCAUGGUUUGCCAAAAGAUUAUGAAACUAUGUCGAUUAAUCAAGAUAAACAGCAAGGAAGACGAUUUUCUCCGUCAGGGAGUAAUUCUGACAAUUCCAACGUUCAGAAAGUGUUUGAUAGACAUUUAGGUUCUGGUGAUGAUUCGAAGAGCGAAGACGAGUCGGACGACAAGUCGAGCGAUAAAUCCAUUCGGAAGUUUGAUAUUGGUGAACUAGUUUGGGGACCGGUUAAGGGCUAUUCGUCUUGGCCGGGGAAGUUAGAAUCGAAGGUUUCGGAAACGAAGUGGAGAGUCAGAUGGUUUGGGGACCGGAGCCCUAGUGAGGUGGAACAUUCGAAAUUGCUCACCCUCAGUGAAGGACUCGAAGCUCACCACGCUGCCCGAACGCGACACAGAAACAGGAGCAGAAAAUUAAACUCGCAUCUAGAGAAUGCGAUACAAGAAGCGAUGGCUGAAUUAGAUAAAAAGACAGAACAAAAGGUACAAUCAGGGAUCAGUCAAGACGAUAUAAACUCAGACGUCAUCACAGAAACGCCAAAACGAAGUAAGACGCAUCACAAGCUUAAGAGCAAACAUAAGAAGAACCCGGCAAAGGUUGACGGUAAUCGUUUGAGGAGCUCUCGAUGACUGGCGCCGUUUAGAAUCUGAAGAAUGUUCUAGAAAAGCCCAUUAUAGAAUAUCGAUGUUUUGUAUGUGUAAUGUCGGACAUUUCGAUGUUUUAUGCUAUAUUGUGUGAUGAGUAUAUCUUUCAACAUAUAUAAUACAGUAAGAAGUUUUAAAUUACAUAAAUUAACAAUUCGUACAAUUAAAUAAGGUUAUCGUAUUCGUGUUAUGUAUUGAAGGAAUUUAAGCGUUUAAGAAUUUUUUCCUUCAAUAUAUGAACGAUUGCUUUUAUUAAACAAUAGAUUUUUCUUAUUAAUAAAUAGGAACAUAUUUAUCUAGCAUAUACACAGCCUAAAUCUAAAUGUCAGUAGUAGAAUUUUAUUCCCC